CCCAUAUCUGGUCUCCAUUGUAAACAAAAAUGCUUGAACCUGCUUAUCUUGUCGCCUGAAAUAAAUUAUUUUUAUGAUUUUAUGUGAUGGGCAAUGCAAAUGGUCCGGCCAGAGCAGCUGCUUCUAACCCUGCACAGCAAGGUGGACACAGAGGGGCUCGGCAGACAGACGACUAUGCCUAUGCCACAUUUUCAACAAGACAGCGGCAAGCAUUGCAAAGACGCUACCAGACUUAUGACCGCCAUGAAAAUCAGGGAAUUCCUUUAGACGUUUGUCUGGCCAUGCCAGAGUUUGCUGGAAACAAACUCAUCACCAUCCUCAUCCAUGACUACCUGGACCCCAACACGGGACGCCUGCAUCUACAAGAUUUCAUCAAAUUCUGUCUGUUUUUAAGUCCAUACACAAGUCCCGAAGAGAAAAAGAAAGCACUAUUUGAGUCCUUCAAUGUGUACGGAACCGACACUUUCACACAUGACGAGAUCUUCCGACUGUACAAGGUUCUCCUUGGACACGUGGUCAGCGACGAUCACAUCCUGGCCUUAACCUUCCAGACAUUACGACAUCCCAGCUUGAGAAAACAAGGACAGAUAACCAAGGACGAAUUCUUUAAAAUGAUUCCGGACACAGAGAUGGAAGAGAAACUGACGGUGUGCUUCAACAUUCCAGCUAGUUAGCCAGUUUGAGUUUGAGUGAAGAGAAGCACAUAGACACACUAACAAUAAUUAAUUUUAAGGUAGGAGAAAAGCAAGAUGAAUAGAUGGAUACCAGUACUACUAAAGGAAAAAA
Molecule: messenger RNA, 786 nt
Organism: Aplysia californica (California sea hare)
Lineage: Eukaryota; Metazoa; Mollusca; Gastropoda; Aplysiida; Aplysiidae
Exons: 5
Coding region: 87-674 (195 amino acids)
Molecular function (GO): calcium-dependent protein serine/threonine phosphatase regulator activity; calcium ion binding
Source: RefSeq, a predicted model, not a curated record